This is a messenger RNA of Adelges cooleyi (spruce gall adelgid), 1421 nucleotides long. RefSeq lists its product as uncharacterized. NCBI's taxonomy places the organism in Eukaryota, Metazoa, Arthropoda, Insecta, Hemiptera, Adelgidae. The record is from RefSeq and is a predicted model, not a curated record. The coding region runs from base 222 to 1241 and encodes 339 amino acids. The transcript is spliced from 8 exons.
UGAUAACUUCAACAAUGCAAUUCAAAUUUUAAUGUAAUCCGGAUUUCAGAUGAAGACGACAGGCGUAUUGGUCAAUUUGCUUUCAAAAUACUAGUCAACUGACUUCUAAUAAUUAAACUUAAUAUACUUAAGGGUUAAUAGUGCAGAAUAUAUUUUACUAUGUUAGUUUAACAAGUACCACUUGUUAUUGUAUACCUUUUAAUUCACAAAAAAAAUUUAAUAUGUUAAGUUUAUUAAUCGAGUAUAAAGUUUUUCUUGGUGUGUUUAUGUUGUUCAUCUUUUGGUUAGUUCUUUAUAAUAGGAUUAAAAUUACGAUAGCGAAAUGCGUAUCAUCGUUCACUACGUUUAAACUACCCGAAAUUAAUAAAUUACUACACUCGUCGACCAGUGCGCUGUUUUGCUUCAUUAGUGUUCCAUUAUGUUUUUCGACGUUUAGCACUACGAAUCCUGAUACAUCAUUUAAGUCUUGGCUUCUUAGUUCUUUCGGUCAGAUGAUGAACCAGUGUGCAGUUGAAGAAAGAGUAGAUUCUUUUAAAAAUUUUAAAUUUAUCAUACUUUAUUCAUGUCUGCUACAUAGUGUUUAUGCGUCAUACUCUGAGAAAGUUAUUGAUGAAUGGCCAAUUUUGAAAACAAUUAAAAGAGUUGCCGUUUUGUCAUUUUUCGCAUCUUCAUAUUGUUUUGGUUGCACAGAAGCUGGAUUUGUAUUUCUCGGACUAUCCAACCUUUCUCUCGGGACUUUAGAACUAGCAAGACUUUUAAAACUAUUUCACAACAAAACGAGUAGUAAAAUUAUUAAAUUGUUUAGUAUAAUGCAGUUUAUUGUACAUUGUGGUGUAUGGAUAUCAAUUUAUUUAUUCCUUAUACCAUUCAUUGUUAUAUCAUCUAUGGAAAUACUCAAAAUGGACAGUGAAAAUCGGUUGCCUUUAGGAAUCAUGCUAUUAAGUCUUCUUAUAUUUUAUUUGAUUGAACUAAGGGACAGCCCUUUGAACAUGUCGACUACAACAGGAAAUGGAAUAUUUAGAUUAUUGGAAUCGCCCAAAAAUGCUCUUAAAUUGUCUACAAACAAAUCAAAAGAAAAGUCAAAGGAAAAUAUGUUGAUGUUAUAUCAAACAACAAAAUGUGCUAUGGCUGUUAAAAAGAAAGUUCAACAAAUCAGAGAAGAAAAGAAAUCUAAAGAAUUUAUAUUACCUUCUAAAAUCAAACAAGAGCCAAUUGAAGUGAUUGAAUUAUUAGAUGACUAAAAAUGGCUGAAAACUCCUGUUAAAAAAAAUCAAAAUGUAAAACCUGGAAAGGUAAUAUGACGUAAAACACAUAUAUGCUUGGGUAGAAGUCCUAUUAAUAAUAAUUUACAUCAGAUAGCCUAUGGCUCACCCUUGACAUUACAAAGGAUUAUUUCAUUCCACGUUUUCGAUCAUUGAUGA